AGUUCCUAAGGCGUCUCUACGUGAAUAUCCGUACGAGUAGCCUGUACGGAGUAGAGGGGCCCUCAACGAGAUGGUCCCAUAUAUCCCACGCUAAGUAUAAGACGAACCCGCGUAAGACUCGGACUCUGAUCAUGGGUUUGCGUCCUUAAGCCUCACAGCUCAAGUCUUCACGAUCUCCAUCUUUUGAUCCUUACAUUCGUUUCUUUACUACCAGGCUGUAUAGACCUGUACAUACUACAGCCAUGGAUUCCACAUUCUCUCUUAGACGCUUUGCCGUCGCUUCGCUCCUUUGUGCUUCUCCCGCUCUUGUCAGCGCGCAGGCCGAGAACAAGGCCGCCGCUCUGCAGUCCUGCUUGACCACCGCCGGUGUCCGCAACGUCAUCAGCACCGAUGCUACCUGGGCCGAUGAGACCACCGGCUUCCAGAAGCGCAUCAAGGUCGACCCGGCUGCCAUCUCCUUCCCCGAGAACAAGGACCAAGUCGCCCUGUCCCUUGACUGCGCUCGGAAUGCUUCCACUUCGGCGUCUCCCCUCGGUGCCGCCCACUCGUUCCAGGCCUACGGCUUCGGAAACUCGGGCAGUUUGGUAAUCAGCAUGGCUGCCUUCAACUCCGUCUCUUUUGACGCCGCUACCAACCGCCUCACCUACGGCGGAGGUUCCCACGUCGGUCCCGUUCUCAAGGACCUUUGGGACAACCACGGCCGCCACUUCCCCCACGUCCGCGGCGCUCAUGUCGGUCUCGCCGGCUCCAGCAUCGGCGGUGGCUAUGGCUCUUCCUCCCGCCACCUGGGUACUCCUAUGGAUAACCUCGAGUCCGUUGAGUACAUGCUGUACAACGGCACCAUCGUCAACGCCGCCAAGGGCUCUGACCUCUUCUGGGCCGCUCAGGGUGCCGGUGCCUCCUACGGUGUCCUUCUGUCCGUGACCACCAACACUCACAAGCCCCUCUUCGACACCGCCGUCAACUUCACCAUCGCCGGCGGCCAGCUCGACUCCACAGCCGCUGCCAAGGCCGUCAUCGCCAUCCAGGAGUUCUCCCUCUCCAAGGACUGCCCUGAUGAACUUGCUCUUCGCUGGUCCCUCAGCGGUCCCCCUUACACCGGCACUGGAUACUUCUACGGCAACCCGGCCGACUUUGACACCGUCAUCGCGCCCCUCGUCACUGCCCUAAAGGCUAUCGGCAGCAACGCCACUGUCGCUAAGACGGAGCUGCCCUUCUGGGACAUGGAGGUCGCCGUCGCCGGCGCCGGCAUGAACCAGCCCAACGGCGGCACCCUCGGCGGCCGCUCCUUCUACACCCAGGCCCUGACCAUCACCACCGACCACCCCCUGACCGAGGCCCAGGCCAAGACCCUCUACGAGAGCACCACCAUUGCCUUCAACCGCACCGACCUCCGCAAGUCCGGUUUCCUUGAUCUCUGGGGCGGCGUCUCGCGCGACAUCUCUGACGCCGACACCGCCUACGCCCACGGCAAGAACCUCUGGCUCAUCCGCUGGGAGGCCAACUCUGUUGAUGCUACCUCCUACCCGGCUGACGGCACUACCUAUAUGAAGGGACUUAUCAAGCCCUUCGAGGAUGCUCUCGUUGCCGGCGGCGCGCCCCUCCGUGGUUUCGUCAACUAUGCCGAUACCGAGCUCUCUGAGGCCGAGUGGAGCUCCCGUCUCUACGGCUCCAACUUUGACCGUCUCAAGCAGCUUAAGACUGUCUACGACCCCGAGGGUGUCUUUGUCAACCACAAGCAGGCCAUCCCCCUUCCUUGAACGGUGGUAGCACACUUUUCAUGAUUCUUGGAUAUACUUUACUAGGGAAUAGCAGGGAAAAUUGACAGAAUACCAGCGGUUUCGACCGGAUUAGCCAAAGAUUGAUUUCAUUUCUCAUCUUCUUCUACCGCCAGUGCCAACAACAGCUUCCAGUGACGUUACCUUGUGAUUGUGUCAUGAACGCGUCUUGGCCGAAAUCCUGUUUGAAUCUUCCAUCGUCGUUUCUAUUCUUCGCAAACUUGUAAACAAUGAAGUUUCAAAAACUCUCCGUCUAAAGUGUCCAUGCUUUCCAACAUGAGGCGUGUCUAACGCGUAGCCCUCUGUGCGGAGAAGAGC
Colletotrichum godetiae is the source of this 2096-nucleotide messenger RNA. RefSeq lists its product as uncharacterized. Bases 243 to 1760 code for a protein of 505 amino acids. NCBI's taxonomy places the organism in Eukaryota, Fungi, Ascomycota, Sordariomycetes, Glomerellales, Glomerellaceae. Gene Ontology annotation, molecular function: FAD binding; oxidoreductase activity. The record is from RefSeq and is a predicted model, not a curated record. The transcript has a single exon.